Mauremys mutica (yellowpond turtle) is the source of this 3462-nucleotide messenger RNA. It is a transcript of the gene SKA1, whose product is annotated as spindle and kinetochore associated complex subunit 1. The record is from RefSeq and is a predicted model, not a curated record. The transcript is spliced from 8 exons. Gene Ontology annotation, cellular component: spindle microtubule; mitotic spindle; outer kinetochore. Bases 173 to 982 code for a protein of 269 amino acids. Gene Ontology annotation, molecular function: microtubule binding. NCBI's taxonomy places the organism in Eukaryota, Metazoa, Chordata, Testudines, Geoemydidae. Gene Ontology annotation, biological process: chromosome segregation; regulation of microtubule polymerization or depolymerization; mitotic cell cycle.
GCUGCCGCGGCCGAGCGCGGGUGGUUUGAACGGCUACAGCGCGCGCACUCCUCCCUCUACCCCCGGCGACUCCUGGUUCCUACGGGCCCCAGCCUCCCGCGACGCAAAUGUGACUCCCCCCUCCUCCACUGCUGUAAAAAGUAACAUCUAAAUCCCUGAUCCUCCAAACACUAUGCAUCUGAAUAGUCCCACUGAACUUCCUCACAGCAGUAGUGGGAAUAUGGCCUCUUCAGAUUUGGAAGAUUUAUGCUCUCACAUCAACACAAAGAUUUCGACUAUCAAAAAGACUCUUCAGUUAAGAAACAUGGGUCAGGAGCCAUCCUUGAAAUCUGUACUCUGUAAAAUAGGGCAUGAGAUGUUUCUCCUCAAUGAUCUCCUGAAUAAAAUGGAAAUAGAAGUUGAGCAUCAAGAAAAACUAAAGAAUUCGCUCAAGGAGAUGCAGGAGUCUUUUGAGAGGGACUAUAAUGAAGCACAGCACCUCUGUGAAAAUAUUCCUCCCCAUCUGCCCAAAGCAAUCCCAAAGUGCACUGUGGGACUAAUUGUGAAGUCUGAAGGACAAAGUAAAGCUGCAGAACCUGAAUGUGUAAAGAAACCCACAAAAGAGCCAAAAUUUAUUAAAGAAGCCCCUUUAAUAACGGCACAGGAAUUUGAAGGUGUUCCUGCGUACAUGCGGGGUCGUUUAACAUAUGAUCAAAUUAAUGGAGUUGUUCAGGAUUUGAAUAAAGCCGUGGUUAGCAAAUAUAAGAUCUUACAUCAGCCAAUGAAAACUAUGAGCUCUGCUGUCAGAAAUCUCUACCACAGAUUCCUGGAAGAAGAAACCAAGGAUACUAAAGGUGAAUUUUUUAUCGUGGAGGCUGAUAUAAAAGAGUUCACACAACUGAAGGUGGAUAAGCGCUUUCACAGCAUUCUGAACAUCCUCCGGCAUUGCCAGAGAGUGCGGGAAGUCCGUGGUGCACGACUCGUCCGUUACGUUAUCUGCUAAUAUGGUUUUGGACUUGAUUUUGCCCAGGAUUAAGAGCAUAAAUAUUUUGUUAGGCAUAAGGUAUGCCUUCAGAAAGUCGGAAGACACUAUACACAGAAAUUCCCUAUUCAGCGAAUUUAUUUUCUAAAUGACAGUAAUGAUGAACAAAUAUCUAGCUCGUUGAUCAGGCAUCCACUUUGAAUUAUUAUAAGCCUCCUUUCUUAUGCGUUCAUUCUCCAGGAUUAGAAACAUCUGAAGGUCUUGAACUUUUUAAAGUUGUUUUGAUUUGAAUUGUUGGGUUAGGCUACUGUCAUUUGAUUCUGGUGUCUUGUACUGGCCUUUACUCCCAUUAUAAAUAACCAAUCCAAGGUAGAAAUGAAUGUAAUUAACACCCCAGUGGUUUCAUGCGGUUGUCAGGUAGAUGUCUUAGCCACCCUACAAGUGGUGGCCUGAAAAGCUGCAAUCUCAGCAGUGUAAUACUGCUUUUUUGUUUAUAUAAUGGAGAUUGUCCCUAACAAUGGGUAAUUGUUUGGGGGUAUGCAUUUCAUUUUGUUAAUGCAUCAAACUGAUUUCCACUCUUCCACUUUUUGUACAAUCUUUUUCUUUUAACCCUAAAAUUUUUUUGGGGUUUCCAAAAUGAGCCAGGCAUGCAGCUCUGAAGUGGAUAAAUGCUUCCAAACUUGAUGAUGAUGGUUCCAUAAUCUAUUGGUUUUUCACAUUUCAUCAGUCAGAUUUCUUCUUCAGUCCAACCCAUUUAAUCAAAACAAAUACUAGAACCAUGAUAAUGUAACUGAAAAUUUUGGCUUCUAUUUUGAAAAUAUUUAACACUGACGGCUCUUAUUCUAGAACAUUGCUUACCCACUAGCUUCUAUAUAACAAAUCUUAGAAUAAAUUAUUUGUUUUUGCAAUAAAUUCCAAUGUUGCAGGCAGUUAAAGAUGUUUUUGUUUGACAAAAGUUUUGACAAAGGUUAUUUUCUUUCUUUGGGCCUGUACCUGUUGUUAUAGUAACCAAGUAGUCUAAAAUAGCGUUUUUUGUAUGUUGCCAGUAAUAAUGAGAGAGUUUAAUGAGCGGAAGACCCUGACUAAACCUUGAACUAUUGAAAGGUCAGUAAAGAAGGCUGGGUAAGUGCUCAGUAGGUCUGGAUUUGUUUUAGUCUUUACUGUCUGAGACUCUGAUACUGACGUGAUGAGAUCCAAGCUGUAGUCUCCAUUCUGUGUAAUAUUUGAAUGAAUUUUGUGUGUUGUUCAACACAAAUGCCAUAAGUGGAAAAGAGUGCACAAUCUGAAUUUCAGUUUGAGUAGCUGUCAAAUGGGUCCAUCUGUUGUCUUCUUAAAAGUUUAGUGUACAUGAAGUGAACCAGGGAGAUCUGGCUUCAUGGAUCAUUGGCUUAAUUCUUACUGGUUUUCAAAAGCUUUAAUGAUUUUUCUCUCUGAAUUUCUAGUGUCUUCUGAAUUUUUGGUAAACUUUAGUCUCUGCACUUGAGAAUUUGUAGUGGUUGUGACAUUAUUUGGCUAGCACAAGUGCAGCUUCUUGGGUGCUAGCAAUGGUGGAAAUGUUAGUGUAGGCUCGACCUGUUUAGAAUAAAACAGGGACUGUUUCUUUCUUCUGUAUAGUACUAUGUCCACUGGGCCCCAGCACAGGCGAUGCUCUCAUCUGCUUUACACUGCUCUAUGAGCACAAAGUAGUCCUAAACCCAACAACCUGCCCCCUAGACAAUCUCCCCAGUAUAGGGGGUAGUUCUCUAGGUUAUCAAAGAUUCACCAUAGUGGCUUCUACUUCACCCUGACUUUUGACUGGUGGUGUAGGUGGUGUGGCUAAAGAAGGGCACAUGGGCAGCCUAUUUUGUGCCCUAGAUCUGUUGGCAGCUGGUGCAGCUUAGAAUGGCGUGAAGAAGUCACUUUAGUCCAUGCCAGCGUACCCGAUAGAGUAAUCCUACAAACAGAUGGGGUAGUACCGUAGAAGUCAGCCUAUAAUCAAAAGGAUUUUUUAAAAUUUGAAUUAAUGUUUAACAUGUAGUUCCCAGCCCUUAGAAAUCAACCUGCUCUUUAGUUGUUGAGCAGAAGCAAUGUGCACAGCACUAUGCAGAACACAGAGUCUCUAUCCUGGGCCCUGCCUUAAGGAGCUUACAGUCUAAAACACAUCUAUACCAGAGUUACCCUCACAAAGAUGGAGGACCACAUAGUGGGGGCACAGAGGGUUCAUAGCUCUGAGUACUGUUCAGAGGGAAGGGAGAAGCGGGGGGACCCACAGUCUUACUACAGACUUAGGAAUUGAAAGUUAAAGGUUGGGGAAGGACUCAUAAUGGAGUGAGCUGACAGGCCAGCUAUGUCUCAAGAGCAGUGCACAAGAGGGAGGAAGAGCCCUUCAUUGCUCUUAGCUUUCGGUAGCACUCUCAGUCUAGGAUUGCUAACUCCAGCUGUCAUUGUGUGCUCUCUUCAGCCUCUCCUACCCUACGUCCGGCAUGUACCUCUGAGGGGUAGCGGAGGAAUGGGUGAGUGGA